UAUAAAAGCACGUUGGGCCAGUCCCCAGCAUCCUAUUUGGCUAUCACCUGUUGCUGCAUGAUGCUGGGAGGCCUGGGGAAACUUGCUGCCGAGGGCCUGGCCCACCGCACUGAGAAGGCCACUGAAGGAGCUGUUCAUGCGGUGGAGGAAGUGGUGAAGGAGGUGGUAGAGCACGCCAAGGAGGUUGGAGAGAAAGCCAUUGCUGAUGCCUUAAAGAAGGCCCAGGAGUCAGGGGACAAAGUGGUGAAGGAUGUCACUGAGACAGUGACCAACACAGUCACCAAUGCGGUCACCCAUGCAGCAGAGGGCCUGGGCAAGCUGGGACAGUGAGCACACCGGUCACUACCACCCACUCUUCCCAAAUCCCAAUAAAAAAACAUGAAAUGUG
Messenger RNA from Nycticebus coucang (slow loris), 388 nucleotides. It is a transcript of the gene FAM25A, whose product is annotated as family with sequence similarity 25 member A. Bases 58 to 330 code for a protein of 90 amino acids. The record is from RefSeq and is a predicted model, not a curated record. NCBI's taxonomy places the organism in Eukaryota, Metazoa, Chordata, Mammalia, Primates, Lorisidae. The transcript is spliced from 3 exons.